Molecule: messenger RNA, 945 nt
Organism: Drosophila yakuba
Lineage: Eukaryota; Metazoa; Arthropoda; Insecta; Diptera; Drosophilidae
Product: calcyclin-binding protein
Exons: 3
Coding region: 131-826 (231 amino acids)
Biological process (GO): heart development
Cellular component (GO): nucleus
Molecular function (GO): tubulin binding; ubiquitin protein ligase binding; S100 protein binding
Source: RefSeq, a predicted model, not a curated record
GCUCCGUGCUCGCCACGCGUUAUGCGUUUUUUAGUACAUUCAGUACGGGCGCCGGCGUCAUUGAAUUGCUCGAAAUUUCUGCGAACCUGCAAAAGUUUGUCAACGGUUAUUGAAAGCAACAACACAGAAAAUGUCACUCGAACAGCUGAAAAGCGAUGUGGCCGAGCUUGCGGCCUUCCUGCAGCAGGCGAAAGGUGCCCGCGUAAAAGGCGUGCUGACCACCGCAAAAGCGGAGGCGGAACGGGAGAUAGUUAACCUGGAGAUGAAGGCCAAAAUUGCGGCGGAGCGUCAGGCAGCCGGGCCCAACGAUGCCAAGAGAUAUCUGCACGAGCUGACCGACUACGGCUGGGACCAGAGCGCCAAGUUCGUGAAGCUGUUCAUCACGUUGAACGGAGUGCAGGCCUGCACGGAGGAGAACGUGACCGUCACCUACACACCAAACUCGUUGCAGCUCCAUGUGCGAGAUCUUCAAGGCAAGGACUUUGGGCUGACCGUGAACAAUCUGCUGCACAGUAUCAAUGUGGAGAAGAGCUACCGAAAGAUCAAGACCGACAUGGUGGCCAUCUACCUGAAGAAGGUGAAGGAGGACGAAAACUGGGACGUGCUCACAGCCAUCCAGAAGCGCCUGAAGCAGAAGCAGGACAGUGAACUGACCAAGGAUGGCGAAAACCCCGAAUCGGCACUGGUCAACAUUAUGAAGAAGAUGUACAACGAUGGUGACUCCAAGACAAAGCAAAUGAUCGCCAAGGCCUGGACCGAAAGUCAGGAUAAGGCCAAGUUUGGCAAGGAGGCGGGCGGCGGACUGGAUUCUUUCGGCGAUCUCUAGAUAUGAUAACAACCCUUGAAACCGACUAUAUGUAUUGCUAAAUACCUAAGCACUGCUUCGAUUCCAGCACACGUUGUAUAUGUGGAUAAAUAAACACCCAGCUAGGGCAUUAAGUUAAA